AUGGCCAGUAAGAUUGCAAGGGCGGCUGCUUCAUCAGCAAAGAAAAAACCAUGGAAACACUAUAGGAAAUGGGAUGAAGGGGCCAGAGCAUCUCUACCUGAACACUACCAGGAAAGACAUAAGGACCUCAGUAGGGAACCACCCAAACCUGUACAUGAUCUGCCUCCAACGGAUAAAUACUGGUAUAAUGAAAGCUCAGGAAAAGUAUUUAAAACAGUGUACCAGCCAAUACUUACAAAGCAAACCAAGGACCGCAAUAAGGGUCUAUGGGGAGGAGAGAACAUUAUAGAAGGGUACACAAAAAAGAAUCCCAUCAGGAGAAGAGUUCCACACUUCUGGAUACCUCGACUACAAAAGAGGCCACUGUACAGUGAGAUUCUCGAUCGCUGGAUGGAGAUAACUGUGACCUUACGUACACUUGAUCUGAUUGAUGAUGCAUAUGGGUUCGACCAUUACAUUCUAGGGACUCACGAGCGUGACCUCCAAUCCCAGCUGGGUAAGGACCUCAAGAGGGAGAUGAUCCAAGCACUCGUCAACAAAACUCUCUACCCCCAGGAUGAGGAAAAACGGGAAAAAAUAUACAAACGUUACCAGAAAUAUAUUGAAGGAAUAACGCCAGAGGAAGCAGAAUGGAUCGGCCUUAGUGUGGGGAGUGCAAUUAGGAAACAAAAGAACGUAGAACGUGCACAGCAAGUACGGGAUAUGCGUCCAUUUAAAGAACUAUUCACUCGGCAGUUGGUAGAAACUCUUAAAGAUGCUGAGGAGAGAGGGGAUGUCAUAGAACCACACAAGUCUGUGAAGAAGAGCAAUUGGAUGUCAAAGAUUAACCCCUUCCAGUCUAAAGGCAGUUGA
Owenia fusiformis is the source of this 852-nucleotide messenger RNA. The record is from the annotation of a GenBank genome assembly. NCBI's taxonomy places the organism in Eukaryota, Metazoa, Annelida, Polychaeta, Sabellida, Oweniidae.